Molecule: messenger RNA, 1956 nt
Organism: Pygoscelis adeliae (Adelie penguin)
Lineage: Eukaryota; Metazoa; Chordata; Aves; Sphenisciformes; Spheniscidae
Gene: RIC3
Product: RIC3 acetylcholine receptor chaperone
Exons: 5
Coding region: 19-1017 (332 amino acids)
Biological process (GO): synaptic transmission, cholinergic; protein localization to cell surface
Cellular component (GO): neuronal cell body; intracellular membrane-bounded organelle; neuron projection
Source: RefSeq, a predicted model, not a curated record
GGUCGCUUUCCACCGAGGAUGCCUUACCAGGCCACUCCUGACAGCCGAGCUGCCCCUCAUUUUCCAAGGACUCACCUUGCUGAAGCAGUUGCCAAAGCCAAGGCAGGUGGAGGUGGAAGCACUGGUGGAACUGGGAGAGGUCUUGUGGGGCAGAUUAUCCCUAUAUAUGGAUUUGGCAUCUUCUUAUAUAUCCUGUACAUUUUAUUUAAGCUGGCUUCCAAGGGAAAAACUAUUGCUGGAGAGCGGAAAUGCCCUACUGCUGCACCUGGAAACAUGAAGAGGAAAAUCACUGACUAUGAGCUCACUCAACUGCAGGAAAAAUUGCGAGAGACAGAAGCAGCUAUGGAAAAAUUAAUCAACAGAGUAGGGCCUAAUUGUGACAGUACUCAAAAUGUUACAACAGACCAGGAAAAAAGGUUACUUCAGCAACUCCGAGAAAUUACUAGAGUUAUGAAAGAAGGAAAAUUCAUAGAUGGCAUCUCUCCUGAGAAGGAAGCUGAAGAAGCUCCUUACAUGGAGGAUUGGGAAGGUUAUCCAGAAGAGACCUAUCCUGUCUAUGAUAAUUCCGAUUGCUUCAAGCACAAACAGGACACAAUCCUCGUAGAUUAUCCUGACCUGAGCCAGCCCUCUGCAGAAGAGCUGGCAGAAAGAAUGGAGGGCAUGGAAGAUGAGGAGCAUCUGUGCAAUGAAACCCUGCUUACUGAUCUCACCAUGGGAAGGGGCCGUCAUGGUUUAAUGCAGAAAAAGCACGAGGUAACUGGCAUCAGUGAAGAGGAGAGGGACCUUCAUCACAGCCAAAGCAUUGAGGAGUGCUGUUGUUAUGAGGAUGACGAUCCUGCUGUCAUAGCGGAGAAUGCUGGAUUCCACUCUGAGAGCUGCAGCGAAGCAGAAGAGCCAACCCAAGAGGACCUGUCUGUGGAGUCAGAAAAUCAAAAUGCAGCACUGAAACAGCAAAAAGCCAGUGAUUCAGAUGAAACAAGCGCACUGAGAAAGCGCAACACAAAAGGGCUUGAGUAAUAGGGACAAUAGUGGAUGUUACCUAGAUGGUGAAGGUAGAGGUCAUAAACUGUCAUUCGUGUGGUUUUUGUUCCCGAUGAAGACUUCUCUAUGUUCAUCUCCUUGUACCAAUUUCAUUCCCAUGGUAACAAUCAGUCACAUCAUCUUCCUGAACUGGAAGCCAAUGCCCUCUUUCAUGCAGUCUUGUCAUGACUUACCAUGACGUUGCCAACAGCGCUUUGUCCUUGUUUUUUGGAGACUGGUAUCUUGGAGCAGAUUAUUCUGUUAGGAUAUUUGUGAUUCUUUCCUUUCCGAUUCUGAACAACGUCCUAAUUUUUGCCCUUUGUUAUCCCAGAGUUAACCAAAUGUCUCUUCUGACUCUCUCAAAAGCAUCUGUUUGUGUCCUACCAGUUAUGAGAAUUAAUCAAAUCCAUAUAUAUUUAUGAGAUUACCAGGAAGCUGGAGGAGAGAGUAUGCCUUCUUUCUCUUACCUGAAUGUUAACUGAUCAGCAGAACAGACGAUAGUCACAGACGUGACUCUUUCUUAACCGUGUCAUUGCUGCUGUACACCCGGGAAACUGUUGUCACUACAAUCCACAAAAUUCAUACGCUACCCCAACCCACAGCCCAUUUCCCAGCUUAUUCCAUGCUGCAGGACCAGUAGCCUAAUCUAUGUUGUGUUCCAGGAAGAGUGUGAGCAAGACCGAAGCGUUAUGAGUUGUUUUUUGUCUUUGCCAUAGCCAUCGUGAAACGUCUUGGUGAAACUCCCAGAUGAGUGCAGGAAUCGGACCAUACUUUGUGUUAGAGAACACCGUGAAAAAUAUCCCUGGGGAUUAAAAAAACAAACACCGGGGAGGUUUGUCCCUAAAAGCAGAGAAGAGAGCGAGGGUGAACCUCAGACUGAAAAGAAACCCCACCACCUCCAGGCCCCGAGGACCUCCCUCGGUGGCCUCUUACAGA